Messenger RNA from Phascolarctos cinereus (koala), 2141 nucleotides. NCBI's taxonomy places the organism in Eukaryota, Metazoa, Chordata, Mammalia, Diprotodontia, Phascolarctidae. The record is from RefSeq and is a predicted model, not a curated record.
AACCUCCUGCGUCAUCGGUGGGCGCCGUCACGGGAGGCUGGGGCCGCCAUCUUGGUCGAGGGCGGUGUUGCUGCCUCCGCUGACGUCAUCAGCCGGCGCCAGUCCCGCCGUCGGGGCAACUGGGGCGGUUUGGUCGCUCCGGGUACCCCGCGGAGGCGAUGUUAGCGGGCGCGGCGGGCGAUCCGGGGCUGUGUCCCCUGGGCGAGGACAGCUUCACGCGCUUCUCGUCUCAGAGCAACGUGUACGGACUGGCGCGCGGCGCCCAAGGCCGCGGGGAGCUGCUGGCUGCCACUCUUAAAGGGAAGGUGCUGGGCUUCCGCUACCAGGACCUCCGACAGAAAAUCCGCCCGGUGGCCAAGGAGCUGCAGUUCAACUACAUCCCGGUGGAUGCUGAGAUUGUGUCCAUCGACACGUUCAACAAGUCGCCCCCCAAGCAGGGCUUGGUGGUGGGGAUCACGUUCAUUAAGGAUUCCGGGGACAAAGCCAGCCCCUUUCUCAACAUUUACUGUGACUAUGAGCCUGGAUCAGAAUAUAACCUGGACUCCAUUGCACAGAGCUGCUUGAACCUGGAGCUGCAGUUCACCCCUUUCCAGCUGGGCCAUGCCGAGGUCCAGGUUGGGGAGCAGCUGGAGACAGUGUUUCUGCUCAGUGGAAACAACCCUGCCAUUCACCUGUAUAAGGAGAACGAGGGUCUGCACCAGUUUGAGGAGCAGCCUGUGGAGAACCUCUUUCCUGAGCUCACAGACCUGAGCAGCAGCGUUCUGUGGCUCCACGUGUCCAACAUCCCGGGCUCGGGCCGGCGACUCACGGCCUUCGGCUGCCAGAGUGGAUAUGUCCGCGUUGCCCACGUGGACCAGACCACCAGAACUGUGCUGCACACCUGGACGGUCCAGCAGGAUGGACCCAUCUCCCGCGUCGUCAUCUUCAGCCUCCCUCCCCCUGCAGCGGACCCCCCCAGCCCCCAGGGAGGAGGGGAAAGGUGAGGGGGGCUGCCCCCGCCCCCAGAGGAGUACAGCGUCCUGGUGGCCAGUAUGAUGGAGCCCGCCGUGGUGUAUCGGAACGUCCUGUCCCAUGGGCUUCAGGAUCAAGUGCUGCUGCCGGGGAGUGACCAGUUUGACAGCAUCCUGUGUGGGCUUGUCACCGAUGUGGACCUGGAUGGGAAGCCUGAGAUUCUGCUGGGCACCUAUGGCCAGGAGCUGCUGUGUUACAAGUUCUGCGAGGCCCCCAAGGCUGAGGCCGAUUCUGGCUUCUGCCUGCUGUGGCACCGCAGUUUUGCCAGCCCCCUGCUGGCCAUGGAACAUGUGGAUCUGACUGGGGAUGGCCUUCAGGAGCUCGCCGUGGUCUCCCUGAAGGGCCUGCACAUUCUCCAGCACAGCCUAACCCAGGCGUCCCGACUGGUCCUGACCAGGCUUCGGCAGAGGGCCCAGCAGCGCAGACGACAGCCACAGGCACUGGGAGAGGGGCCCAGGACAGCUGAAUACUCCGGCCUUUGAACCCCCUCAUCCAUUCCCCUGUGGCCCAUCCAUCCUCCACUCCAGAAGUUAGGACGUGGGGGAGGGUUAUGCCCAGGGGCCUCUGCACUAGUGGGGUGGGAGGAAAUCUUGGAGGUCAGAUGAUAAGCCUGAGAAGAGGCUGUCCCUCCCAGCCCCACAGUGUCAUUGCCUUUCAGACGAUCUGGGUUCGAGUUCAGUGUAGGAGCCCGAUCUAAUCUGGGACCUGGGACAGUCUGUAAAGUGGGGGUGAUCCUCCCAGUCCACACACACACACACACACACACACACACACACACACACAAAGGGGCGCGGGGUGGGGUGGAGGUAAUGCCUCUGGGGAAGUGAGGGAAUGGGUCCAGUCUCUUUGCAGCCUGGGGAUGAGGAGACCAGCUCAGAAGGGCCCCAGAAGUGACGUUGAGGAGGACGGAACCCGCCUGCCAAGCCGUGGUCAGGAGCUCACUGCCCACACUGGCUCCUCCUCCUUGUCUGGACGUCGGCCCCAUCCUUGCUCCCCUGACCAGCUCUCCACACCUUAGUGCGCUGGUUUCAAGGUCAGAGCACCAGGGUUCGAGACCUUGCUCUGUCACUUACACUGUCUGAGCCUCAGUUUCCCUGCUCUGCAAAAUAAAGGAGUUGGUUUGGAUGAUC